This is a messenger RNA of Liolophura sinensis, 927 nucleotides long. RefSeq names its product dynein heavy chain-like. The transcript has 2 exons. Bases 1 to 927 code for a protein of 308 amino acids. NCBI's taxonomy places the organism in Eukaryota, Metazoa, Mollusca, Polyplacophora, Chitonida, Chitonidae. The record is from RefSeq and is a predicted model, not a curated record.
AUGUGUAUGUUUAUUGGCCACCCUGUCAACGUUAUUGGCCACCCUGUCAACGGUAUUGGCCACCCUGUCAAAGUUAUUGGCCACCCUGUCAACGGUAUUGGCCACCCUGUCAAAGUUAUUGGCCACCCUGUCAACGGUAUUGGCCACCCUGUCAAAGUUAUUGGCCACCCUGUCAACGUUAUUGGCCACCCUGUCAACGGUAUUGGCCACCCUGUCAAAGUUAUUGGCCACCCUGUCAACGGUAUUGGCCACCCUGUCAACGUUAUUGGCCACCCUGUCAACGGUAUUGGCCACCCUGUCAAAGUUAUUGGCCACCCUGUCAACGGUAUUGGCCACCCUGUCAACGGUAUUGGCCACCCUGUCAACGGUAUUGGCCACCCUGUCCACGAGUAUUCUCUGAUGAUCAUCACUCAUCACUCCACAUUACACAUUACAGAGUAUUCUCUGAUGAUCAUCACUCAUCACUCCACAUUACACAUGACAGAGUAUUCUCUGAUGAUCACCACUCAUCACUCCACAUUACACAUUACAGAGUAUUCUCUGAUGAUCACCACUCAUUACUCCACAUUACACAUGACAGAGUAUUCUCUGAUGAUCACCACUCAUUACUCCACAUUACACAUGACAAUGUAUUCUCUGAUGAUCACCACUCAUCACUCCACAUUACACAUGACAGAGUAUUCUCUGAUGAUCACCACUCAUCACUCCACAUUACACAUGACAAAGUAUUCUCUGAUGAUCAUCACUCAUUACUCCACAUUACACAUGACAAAGUAUUCUGUGAUGAUCACCACUCAUCACUCCACAUUACACAUGACAGAGUAUUCUCUGGUUACCGUUACUCAUUACUUCACAUUACACAUGACAAAGUAUUCUCUGAUGAUCACCACUUAUUACUCCACAUACACAUGUCAGAUUAUUCUCUGA